Messenger RNA from Dicrocoelium dendriticum, 2549 nucleotides. The record is from the annotation of a GenBank genome assembly. NCBI's taxonomy places the organism in Eukaryota, Metazoa, Platyhelminthes, Trematoda, Plagiorchiida, Dicrocoeliidae.
CAAACGUUAUGCGGGACCAGAUGGCGUUUUGGUGAUACCAACGCACGUUCGAGACGUUAUCAUUUCUGAGACCGAAAACCAAUAUGAGGCUCUCAUGGAGGCCAAGAUUAGGCUAGUCAUGCCUUCCGAGAAAGUUCGCCUGCAGCAGCGUUUCAAGGACCUGAAUUUAGGCGACAAACUACCCUCAGCCCUUCUACAGAAGCUGCAAGAGCCGCUUGGUUCAUCAAUCCUGGAUGAUACUUUACUCCGCGAACUAUGCCCACCACGGCUACCGGAAAACGUUCUAACACCUUAGUGGUGAACAUUUUUGAAUUAUGUGGUACUGCAGUUUUCACUCAGUUCAAGGCGUCAACGGUCAGCCAGCAUGUAGUGAUGGUUUCCGUGAUUAAUCCCUUUGCAUUAUGUCUGACCGUCUAUCCAGAUUAGAAGCUGCUGCCGCGAACAUUCGCAGGAUACCACAACCCUUUCAACCAACAUUGACUGGUCCCACAGCUGUGCGGAAAAUAUACCAUAAGCAAGAUGAUGCCCUACGUUUCGCGGAGCUAUUCGGAUCAGAAAUGUGUGUUUUCAGUUAUGAGAGUUCAUUGUUGGGCUAUGAUGGACAGCGGCUUUUUCUUGCUUCUGGAGUAGAGUCUUUCUUCCAUUAUUAUCGGCAAAUGGAUCCAUCCAAUCGCUGUCACUACGAAGUUAUUCCCACUUAUCGUCCGGCAAAACUCUACUUGGAUCUGGAGUUUUCCGUUUCUGCGAACCCUAAUAAGGACGGCAGAGAAGCAGUGGGCAUAUUUUUGAAAGCCGUUCUCCGCGCGCUACAUCACAUUUAUGGUAUCACUGUGUCUCCUGCGGAAAUGAUUUUUUUAGAUGCUAGUACAAUGAAGAAAUUCAGUCAACACGUUGUGUUCAGCUCACCUGCUACCGUGUUUGAGAAUAAUCUAGUUCAAGGUCAGUUUAUCCCUCUCGUGUGUCAGGCUCUGUCAAUUUUGGCUUCUGAAGAGUCCAUUGGAAGCAACUUUUCCGGUACUGCGCUGCUGUGCCACGUCUGUAAUAAAUUUGCGGAGGACCUGGCCGCGAUGCUGUUUUCCACAGAUGGGAUAACCCCAACAGAUGCCAAAUGUUGUCUCGUCCACACAGUCGAAGGUGAUCCUCCGCGUAGUAUUUGCGAUACCGGCGUCUACACUCGUAAUCGCAAUUUUCGUCUCGCGGGUUCGCGCAAGUUGACCGGAACGAGUGUUUUGUGGCCUUUGGAUCGGAACCGCGAUGAGCCGUUGGACAGCGUGUGGCCAACUUGGUCAGAAUGGGCGCGAACGCUUGUUACAUCACACCAGUUUUGUCCAUCCAAACUAAUCGGCCCUCCAUUGAGCGACUGUACGUGUUCGCUUUUAUCUCGUCAACCCCCACGUUUUGCUCGUGACUUGUAUUCUGGACUGGUCGACGUAAACUCCUCAUGUAUACCAGCGCACUGCUUACCUAUCGCACUCCGGAGCUUCAUCUUUUCCAUCCUAUUCAACUGGUACACUCGUGACAAGAGGAAUGCUUGUCUUCAUGACAAUGUAAAAUUCGCAACAAAGGUUUGGAAGCUUUUUGGACGUGAUUUGCGGUGUUUCGGCGUCACUGUUGAUGGAAUGCGCUUCUGUGAGCGUAUUGAUCGCCAGCACAGGAGCAACCACGUGAUCCUUGUUUUUGAUUUGGACGGAGGCUGUUUUUAUCAGAAGUGCCUGGAUCCAGACUGUCGCGCUGUCAACUUCCGAUCCCAAUCUUGGCCGAUACCCAGAGAUCUGUGCAGUUUGGCACCAACCAACACAAGACUUCAUGAUACCGCAUCACAUAAUUCAUUCCAUGUUCCAGAUGUAACAGAUGAUGACCUGUUCCUUGCUGGCAUUAUGGAUGCUAUUGAUAUAGAUUUCAGUGAGCAAUUUUGAUCAAGCGACUGAGCUUUUCUUUUCUCCAUUCAUCCAUGUCGUUUUGCACCUCUAUUUCUUUUGGACAUACAUGUUUUCCGUUCCAUCCCAGUGUAUGUCUCAUUUUGUCAUUCAAUCUGUAUAACACAUUCGCAUUCCUACUACUAUGGACUCGGCACGCGUAGUAUUGCAACAGUUUCUAGUCAAUUGUAAAACCCCAACCUCAUCUUACCAUGGAAUCAGCCGACCGGGUAGUAGACACUUUUGAUUCGGAUUUCGUGCCCUUCUCAAAAUGCUUCUAUCUAAAUUUGAUCUCUGAUUCACAGCUUUUUGUACAACUGCCAGCGAAAUUUGUCCACUAGUGCUUAGUUAUAUUUUCGAUAGAAGCCAUUAAAUUUACACUAUGAAUUCGAAGCGCCCGCACAUCGGCCACUUGCUGUUGUUAAGUGAUGCGUAACUAAACACUGAUAUCGACAUGCUUGUUGUGCAGAGGAGCAUGUCACGUGGCCCUUCAUGCGUCAAGAACAAAGUCUAGGUCGUGACCGAAAAUAUAUUCGCUACCUUAAUGUUACGUAUGCACUUGGGUAUCGAUUCUUGAACACAGACACUCGCCACUGUAACACAGGAGUCUUUUAGUAAAUCGGUUCCAUACUA